ACGAACUGGAAGCAGUCAGCAUGAUCAGCGAUCUAUUUUCAAGCUGUUUCACGAAAUGCUCCAGAUCUCUAGUAUAUCGUUCAAGUAGCCAGGGUUAAUCAACAGACGCACCUUGGCGUUGCUCUCGACAUAUCAACGCGAAUAUCGGAACAACGUGCGCCGAGUACAAACAGUUGAGCGAUGAAGUACAAUAUAACAGUGCCGGCAAGAGGAAAUAUCUCCACCCCAGGCUCAAUCGAGUUUCUUGAGCAUACUCUGCUUAUGCAGUUAGUUGUGCUUUCGACACUGGCGGUUCUUGGCGUUGUAGGAAAUAUAAUAAUCAUUGUGACUGGUCUUAGACGUCUAUGCCUAUCAGACUUACGAUUGCGUCAAGAGUACAAGACAUCGUUCAUAACGAAUCUAGCAGUCGCUGAUAUCUUGAUUCUUAUAUACUGUGUUCCUUUACACUUAACUCAAGAGAAGGGUCUCCCAAUGAGUGAGUUUGUCUGCCGCUAUCUCGUGCCAUUACGAGACGUUCUCGUUCUGGCAUCAAUUUUGACAAUCAUGGCAAUUAGUUUGGAACGUGCGGUUGCAAUCAUAAACCCGUUCUCUCUGGAGUCGUCUCAACGCCACACAAAAUACUGGAUAACACUUAUCUGGAUUGUAGCGUAUCUACUCGCCGGUUUACCAAUGGCUUUUGUCAUGACAAGUAAUGGGAAAUACUGUUUACCAAAAUGGAGUACAGUCAAGCUAAUGAAUGCACACAAGACGUCUGCUGUCUUGUUCAUCAUUUUACCAGGCAUCAUUACCACAUUGUCUUACAUCUUUUGUGUGAGGUCCUUGCGCAAAUUCCGGCGACGACGGGAAAAUAGCAACGAAAGUACGGGCGUUCAACGGUGGUCAUUUAUCAAACAGACACAAAGUGUAUCGCGUAUUGCUGUAGUCUUAGUAGCGGUAUUCUGGGCAUGCAAUCUUCCCCUGGUUAUAUACAUGCUUACUGCCAAUUACCAGCUGAUUACUCCUUCCCUGGAGGAGCACACAUACUCUUGGACAGUUCUAGUUAUACUGUUCUUCAGUGCUAGCAUGUUAAACCCUAUUGUAUUGAUUGCUUUGAGCCCUUUAUACCGGAAGAGUGCAUCAACUUGUGUUCGAUUUAUAUUUACGAGGGGGAACCCCAUUGCUCGGUAUCGAUCAAGGGCACAAUAUACCAAGGAAACUAUCAAUAGAUCCGAACAUAUCUCAAUUGCAAAUAAUGAAUAUGGCGGCGAAAAUAAUAAUGCAAGCGAAUUUGCCCUAACAGCAAGAAAACAAUCUUGUGCUGAAUGAGGAGGUGCCAUUAAACAAGAACAAUUAUAAGCAAGAUUAUAGAGGUCAUGAUGGUUGCCGUGUCAACGGUGAAAUAUUGUAAGUUGCUGGAUGAAAACAAUGAAGAAUUUCAAAACAGUAUCGACUGAUUUCACGAUAUAGAACUUCACAACUAUCAUAGUUCAUAUUCAUUGUUCACACUAGUCAGACGACCACGUAUAUUCGCACGUAUUGUUUAACUUCUAUAUUUGGUGUUAAUACAUUUUGCAAAAUGCACCAAGGACUUCAUGCGCAGCUGGAUAAAGUGAUUGCCAGUUUAUAUCUCGAAGCCACCAGCCAUGUGGAUGCAGCAAAUACCGUGCAACUUAUAUAGAUAUCGUAGGUUGAGUAAUCUAAAAUCACCUGAAUAAACACGAUGAAUAUAUGAAAUAUUGGACGUAAAUAACUAUAUUGCAAUCUCGAUUACAUCAG
Messenger RNA from Dendronephthya gigantea, 1755 nucleotides. Its product is annotated as neuropeptide CCHamide-2 receptor-like. Gene Ontology annotation, molecular function: G protein-coupled receptor activity. The transcript has a single exon. Gene Ontology annotation, cellular component: membrane. The record is from RefSeq and is a predicted model, not a curated record. The coding region runs from base 181 to 1305 and encodes 374 amino acids. Gene Ontology annotation, biological process: G protein-coupled receptor signaling pathway. Lineage: Eukaryota; Metazoa; Cnidaria; Anthozoa; Malacalcyonacea; Nephtheidae.